UUUUAGCAAUUGAACGAGCUGUUGCAAUUAAUGCAGUCUUAAGGGCUAGCAAAGUUUGUCAAAAAGUUUUUCAAAACCUUGUAACGAGCGAUACUGUUAUUAAGAAGGAUAGAUCUCCUGUGACAGUUGCUGACUUUAGUGCACAAGCAGUGGUAAACACAAUAUUAUAUGAAUCUUUUCCAAAUGAUCCUAUUGUUGGAGAAGAAGACUCGGGAAGUUUACAUGGCGAUAACGGAAAGGAACUGAGAAAUAAAGUCUUAUCAUUGGUUAACACUGUAGUAGAUACUCCUUUGGGUGAUAAUGAGUUAUUAGAUGCGAUCGAUAGAGGAAAUUUUUCUGGUGGCUCACGUGGACGAAUGUGGACUCUUGAUCCGAUUGAUGGAACCAUGGGAUUUCUUCGUGGAGAACAAUUUUGUGUUGGGUUAGCAUUAAUAAUUGAUGGUGAUAUUCAGCUUGGUGUUUUAGGAUGUCCAAAUUUACCAGUAGAUAUUAAAGCACCUGAGGGUGAAAGAGGAUGUUUGUUUGUUGCCGUUAAGGGACAAGGUGCUUUUCAGCGCAAGUUUUCUUCAACUGAAGAGAUAAAAAUCCAUAUGGCAGAUAUUUCAUCACCAUCAGUAGCUUCAUUUUGUGAAUCAGUUGAAGCCUCACAUUCUUCACAUGAUGAUGCGGCAAAAAUUGCAUCAUUACUUGAAAUCACAAAGCCACCUCUCCGAAUGGAUAGUAUGUGUAAAUACUGUGCACUUGCGAGAGGUGAUGCAAAUAUUUAUCUAAGAUUGCCUACUCGUCCUGAUUAUGAGGAGAAUAUCUGGGUACAUAUCAUUAGGAAUUCUGGAUGUGUUCUUAUUAAGGAAGCAGGAGGAACAGUUGCAGAUAUUUAUAACAAACCUUUGGAUUUCUCUUUAGGAAGAACUUUAAAAUCCAACAAAGGAGUCAUAGUUGCACAUUCUAAAAUAUUUGAACAAGUGAUUGAUGCCGUUCAGCAAGUUAUUUUAAAAAAAUAG
Dentiscutata erythropus is the source of this 1001-nucleotide messenger RNA. The record is from the annotation of a GenBank genome assembly. Lineage: Eukaryota; Fungi; Glomeromycota; Glomeromycetes; Diversisporales; Gigasporaceae.